This is a messenger RNA of Tribolium madens (black flour beetle), 2213 nucleotides long. RefSeq names its product mitochondrial potassium channel ATP-binding subunit. Bases 99 to 2168 code for a protein of 689 amino acids. Gene Ontology annotation, cellular component: membrane. Gene Ontology annotation, molecular function: ABC-type oligopeptide transporter activity; ATP binding; ATP hydrolysis activity. Gene Ontology annotation, biological process: transmembrane transport. NCBI's taxonomy places the organism in Eukaryota, Metazoa, Arthropoda, Insecta, Coleoptera, Tenebrionidae. The transcript has 12 exons. The record is from RefSeq and is a predicted model, not a curated record.
UUCUUAUUUAAUCACUUGAUAAAUAUAUUUUUGUAAUGAGUGAAUCAUCAUUGUAAAUCAAUUUUUGAAUAAAUAAGAUGUGAAACACUAAUAGCAGGAUGUGGAAUUUAUUGCAAAACUCUUUUAAACUGUCUUCAAGUUUAAGGAAUUGUGUAUUAAGCAAGAACUGUGUUUUCUAUUACAGGAAUCAUGAAAGUUGUAAGACUUUUUUUAAAGGGGUUUCCAGAGCGUUUGUUGAAAAAUCAGAUAAAAAACCAAAAUUCAAUUUUUCAAGGUGUUCAAAGAUUGCACUUGCACUAUCAUCUGGAGGUAUUUUACAAGUUGCCUUAGUAAACAACAAGGUUUUAUGUACAGCUAAAACCACUAGAAUGACUACAUACAGAACAUCCUCUGACAAACAGCAGAAAUUUGAUUGGAGUAAAUUUUGGUAUUAUUUAAAACCCCACAUCUGGUAUCUUAUUGCGGCAAUUGCUGGAGCUUUGGUUGUCGCGAUCUUAAAUAUACAAAUACCACAAGUGAUGGGAGGGGUCAUUAAUGUAAUAGCUCAAUAUACAGAUAACAAAAAUAGUGAAUCAUUUAUAAAUGAAAUGAAAGUGCCUGCUAUUAAACUUAUUGCAAUGUAUGUUGGUCAAUCACUUUGUACAUUUUUUUAUAUUUACAUGUUAUCUAAUUUGGGUGAAAAAAUUUCGUUCCAAAUGAAAACAGAUUUAUUUGCUGCAAUAAUGCGACAAGAUAUUGCAUUUUUUGACCAACAAAGAACUGGGGAAGUAAUUAACAGGCUUACUUCAGAUAUUCAGGAUUUUAAAAGUAGUUUUAAACAAACGGUGUCAGGCGGUUUGAGGGCAAUUGCCCAAAUUGUGGGAUGUUCAGUGUCUUUAGUUAUGAUUUCUCCUCACAUGACUUUUAUUACUUUGCUUUGCGUUCCUACAGUGGUUGCUGUUGGGACAAUAUUUGGGGGUUUGCUAAGGAGCACGUCCAGGAAGGCGCAAGCUCAGAUUGAAAAAACGACUGCGGUUGCGGAUGAAGCAGUUAGUAACAUAAGGACUGUCAGAGCCUUUGGGAUGGAAGAUCAAGAGAAAGAAUUAUUUGAUGCUGAGGCUGUAUUAGCUAUGAUUUUAAACGAAAAUUUGGGUUUUGGUAUCGGCUGGUUCCAAGCGGGUACCAAUUUAUUUUUAAAUGGGAUGGUUUUAAUUACGCUUUACAUGGGAGGCUAUUUGCUUUCAACUGAUAAGUUGUCUCCUGGAGAAUUGAUGGCGUAUUUAAUGGCUUCUCAAACUAUUCAAAGAUCAUUGGGGCAACUUUCUAUGCUUUUUGGGUCUGUGGUUAGGGGGGUUGCAGCAGGUUCCCGUAUUUUUGAGUACAUGAAUUUACAACCAACUAUGGCUUUAAGAGGAGGAAAAAUUAUUUCAGAAAAUAAUCUGAAGGGAGACAUUGAGUUUAAUAACGUCACAUUUGCUUACCCAACAAGACAACAACAGUAUGUUUUAAAGAAUUUUAAUUUAAAAAUACCUUCCGGUAAAACUCUGGCCAUAGUAGGUGCUUCAGGCAACGGUAAAUCAACAGUCGUUGCGCUUAUAGAACGUUUUUACGAUGUAAAUUGUGGUGCGAUCACUUUAGACGGCCAUGACAUUAAAACCCUCGAUCCAUCAUGGCUGAGACAACGGGUUUUGGGGCUAAUAAGUCAAGAACCAAUUUUAUUUGGCACUUCCAUUGUUGAAAAUAUCAGAUAUGGUCGCCCUGGUGCUUCAGAUGAAGAAGUCAAAGAAGCGGCAAAAUUAGCAAAUGCUCAUGACUUUAUUUCUAAUUUUCCUCAAGGUUACGAUACUAUGGUGGGUGAAAGAGGUGUAACAUUAUCCGGUGGCCAAAAACAAAGAAUUGCUAUUGCUAGAGCUUUGCUUAAAAAUCCGACAGUAUUACUAUUAGAUGAAGCUACAAGUGCUUUGGACACUGAAUCAGAAAAAGUGGUACAAAACGCAUUGGAAAAUGCUAAAAAAGGAAGGACAGUUGUGGUGAUCGCCCACCGACUUUCGACAAUUCAAAACGCUGACAUUAUUGUUGUCUUGAACAAAGGAGCUAUAGUUGAGAUGGGGACUCAUGAGGAGUUGACACGCAAACGGGGAUAUUACUGGUCCCUGACAUAUCAACAGCAGGAGGUUCCCGCCGGUUGAUUUAUAAUGUAUUUUUUGUAUGAAAUAAAUUGUUUGCGUUUAAAA